UAUAAUUUUGAUUCUUUUUGGGAAUGUAAAUUUCAUUCUGGAUGGAAUGAUAUCUUGUCUCAACUGGGUUGAAUUUCGAUUACUGUGUUGGACUUUCCAUUUUCAACCGCAGCUCUUUAAACUGUGACUGUGGCCUCUCUAGUUAAGAUUAUCUUUGGUAGUCUCCAUCAACCAAAUCUGCUUUCCUCACAUUCUUUUUGCAGCUUUUGGCCAAUUGGGGUUUCGUUCGAUAGAGAAAUAGGGAAUUGUAUGACGUGAUGGAAUGUAUCGUAGGCUGGCUGGCCGGCCGGCCGGCUGAAAAAGUAUUGAAAUUUAUAAUUCCCCUAAACUGCUAAGCUGUUCUAAAGUAUUCAUGUUAUUGCUUGGGUUUCACACAACUAACUUUUCCCCCUUGCACAGCAAGCCAAAGGCUGUGGAGGAGAUCCUAAAGAUAGAUAUCAAACCCGGGUGGAAGAAAGGAACAAAGAUCACAUUCCCUGAGAAAGGUAAUCAGGAGCCUGGUGUUGGUGCAGCUGAUCUAAUAUUCGUGGUGGAUGAGAAGCCACAUGCUCUGUUCAAGCGGGAUGGGAACGAUCUUGUGGUUCAUCAAAAGAUAACCCUGCUAGAAGCUCUCACUGGAAAGACUGUUGUGUUGACAACCUUGGAUGGGAGAUUCCUCACGGUUCCGGUGAAUGAGGUCAUCAAACCGGGCCAUGAAGUUGUGAUUGAGAAUGAAGGAAUGCCCAUCUCUAAAGAGCCUAACAAUAAAGGGAACCUAAGAAUCAAGUUCGAUGUCAAGUUCCCAGCAAGAUUGACAGCAGAACAGAAGUCCGAUCUAAAACGGGUACUGGGUGGUGGUCCGUGAUGCAAGUGCCAACCUUUUCCAUUGACACUGAUCUUGCAACGUAAGUUCGUUUGGUCGGAUGUAAAUACUAUCGUGUUUUCUAAUGCUUGUUAGAAGGAAGAAGGUUGUGCAUAGUAGGAAGGAAAAUGUUGUAAGGUGUUAUAUUUUCCAGCAUAAUGUGGCCUCCUCUUGUUCUAGGAUAAUUCUCUUGGCUGCCACAGGGUUUGCUUUUGUGCUUUCUAAUUUUAAUUUUGUAUACUCAAGAGUCCUAAUCUUAGUCUCUCUUCCCCUGCAAAUGAAGGGGAAGAAGAACCUCUUUUGAUCUGUUUUUCCACAUCUGGAUAUUUCAUCUGAAUAUGUUUUGCAUGCUGGAGUGUGGAAAUUGUAUAACUAUCAGAUAUAUCUGAGCAGAAUAAUUUUGAACAGGGAGAGGCUGUACAAAUUGGCCUAAGAUUUGUCUGCUGACUUCGUGACUGAGACAUCGACGUACCAGGGUUAUUUUGUACAAGAGGAAUUGAUAUGACUACUAAGAUAUUGCUCUACUUUGGCCGCAGGAUAAGAUUGCCAUUUGC
Molecule: messenger RNA, 1395 nt
Organism: Linum trigynum
Lineage: Eukaryota; Viridiplantae; Streptophyta; Magnoliopsida; Malpighiales; Linaceae
Source: the annotation of a GenBank genome assembly